Cylicocyclus nassatus is the source of this 429-nucleotide messenger RNA. Lineage: Eukaryota; Metazoa; Nematoda; Chromadorea; Rhabditida; Strongylidae. The record is from the annotation of a GenBank genome assembly.
AGUCAUCUUGAGCGGUUGCGAUUAUGGUAUCGUCUCGAGCUAGAAUCAAGGGAGGAUGGCUGGAUAAGUAUCAGUACGAUGAAGAGGAUAAAAAUGCAUUAACCACUGCUAAAAGCAGUGCAUAUUCACUAAAAGGUGUAUUAUCCAGUAGUGGAGGCAGAUCAUCACUAGAACGUGCUUCGUCCACUCCUGGAACUAUUGCAAGUUUCUUGAAACAAAGAAGAUUCCUUUUUAUCGGUUUCGUGGUUGGUGUCUUGCUUGCCCUCAUUCUUGUAGGCAUUGUGGCAAUCAGAAAAAUGAUCAGGAUGCGUCGUGGCGCAAUGUCGAGUAAAGAGGAAGGUUCCUUGGAUAGACCAAAGAAAGGAUCGAAAGAAGCGAAUGCCGAAAAUGCUGAAUGAUACUAUUCUGUGACGGCAUACAAAAUCGAUG